GGCUCACAAACGCGUCUGAUUGUGCUAGCGGGCAACAGGGAUCCCACAGAAGAGCGGACGGCGCUCUGCCGAACAACGCGGAUGCCGGAGUCGUUCAGGACCGGAGGUCUCCCCACGCCCCACAAUCCCUAUGCUCCAGUCCCCUGCCGCCGCGAGGCGCGGGCAGAGCGGCGGAGUCCCCAGGUUAUCCUCCCUCCUUUCCUCUCGCUUCUUCGGCGAAGGCUGCCACACACCGACCGCCGACGGGGCGGCGCCGGCAGCAACGGGGACAUCGGUGCGUGGCGCCUCUGAACGGUUGCGGGGCAGCUCCCGCCACGCCGAGCCGGGGGCUGGCAGCACAGCCGCCCCUGCUCGCGCAGAGCGGAGGGGCGGAGGGACGGUGGCCGCGGCUCGCCCCGAGUCUCGAACGCCGGGGCGGUGCGGCCGGCGGGGGCGGAGCCGCGCCCGUGACGCGGCGCUCCGGCGGCGGCGGGGCCGGCGGACGGGCGGGGGCUCUCUCGGCGCGGAGCUUUUGCGCUGCGGCCGCAGGAGCUCCGGUGGCGGCGGCAGCGCUCCGGCCGGGGAAGGAGGUGGCAGACUCCGGCGUCGCGUGCGGGCAACGAGGGGGAGUGGAGCGGCUGCUGAGGCGGCCGGAGGAGGAGAAGGAGGAAGGAGGAGGAAGGGAGCGGGGAGCAGCGCCGCUUGGUCGGCCCGGCGGUGCUGCUGCCGCCACUUCCCCGCUGGGCGCUCUCCUACCCGCGAACUCGAUCCACUCCCGGAAACUCUCGACUCUCCUCUCAGUCUCGCCGGCGGGGUCUCGACACGGCUGUCGGUCUCGGCGAGGCGGGCGGGGGGCAACUUCUCGCACUUCUCCGGAGAAGGAUUUGGGCCGCCCCGCUCCGGGGGCAGCGCCUGCGGUUCCCUCCGCGGCGGGAGAACUUUAGCCUCCGAUCGCGGGGCGGCGAGAGGGGCCCGGGUACGCCGGCCGCGGCGGGAGCAGCGCGGCGGCGCCGGCCCGGCAGCCGCGGAGAUGAAGCUGAGCCGGCAGUUCACGGUGUUCGGUAGUGCGGUCUUCUGCGUGGUGAUCUUCUCCCUGUACCUGAUGCUGGACCGCGGCCACUUCGACCACCCGAAGAGCCCCCGGCGGGAGGGCACCUUCCCCAAGGUAUCUUUGUGGAUCCUGCCUGUUUAUCAGGGCCAGCUUUCAAUAUUGCAAGAAAAAAUAGAUCAUUUAGAACGCCUGUUGGCAGAAAAUAAUGAGAUUAUUUCAAACAUACGUGAUUCUGUGAUCAAUCUGAGUGAAUCAGUAAAGGAUGGGCAAAAAAAUCCAGAAGCUGUAAACUUCGGUCCAAGAUCUGUUUCUGAGCUGUUCCCUUCUGCUUCAGUUUUGCUUGCAGUUGAUUCUGAGGAUUGUUUGUUUGCUUCAAAAAGUAGAAGUCACAGUUCAGGUGUACAGAUGCUGGAUGUCUAUGACAUUCUUCCUUUUGAUAAUCCAGAUGGUGGCGUUUGGAAACAAGGAUUUGAUAUCACAUACAAUGAAAAUGAAUGGGACAGUGAACCACUUCAAGUUUUUGUUGUGCCUCACUCACAUAAUGAUCCAGGUUGGCUGAAGACUUUUGAUGAUUACUUCAGAGAUCAGACACAGCAUAUUUUAAAUAACAUGGUUAUAAAACUGCAAGAAGACAACCGAAGGAAAUUUAUAUGGUCUGAAAUUUCCUACUUUUCAAAAUGGUGGGACGGAAUAGAUAGCCAAAAAAAAGAUGCUGUUAAAAGGUUAAUAAAAGAUGGACAAUUUGAAAUUGUAACAGGAGGAUGGGUCAUGCCUGAUGAAGCUUCUUCUCAUUAUUUUGCUUUAAUUGACCAGCUGAUAGAAGGACACCAGUGGCUAGAAAAGAACCUUGGAGUAAAACCAAAGUCUGGAUGGGCAAUUGAUCCAUUUGGGCAUUCACCAACAAUGGCCUACCUUCUGAAGCGCGCAGGAUUUUCCAAAAUGCUUAUACAGAGGAUUCAUUAUUCCGUUAAAAAACAUUUUGCAACACAAAAGACACUAGAAUUUUUUUGGAGACAGAACUGGGAUUUGGGAUCCAGUACAGAUAUUCUUUGUCAUAUGAUGCCUUUCUAUAGCUAUGAUGUUCCUCAUACUUGUGGCCCGGAUCCAAAAAUCUGCUGCCAGUUUGAUUUCAGGCGACUUCCUGGAGGAAGAAUAAGUUGCCCUUGGAGAGUUCCACCAGAAGCCAUUCAUGCUGGAAAUGUUCAACACAGGGCUUGGAUUAUAUUAGAUCAAUACAGGAAGAAGUCAAAGCUUUUCCGUACAAAAGUUCUGUUAGCUCCACUUGGGGAUGAUUUCCGCUACACCGAAAGCUCUGAAUGGGAUCAGCAGUACCAGAAUUAUCAGAAGCUGUUUGAUUAUAUGAAUUCUCGUCCUGAGUGGCAUGUUAAGGCCCAGUUUGGAACUUUAUCUGAUUACUUUGAAGCUCUGCUCAAAGAAAGCAAUUUGGGUGAAAAGAGCAGCAAUUCACUUUUUCCUGUUUUAAGUGGAGACUUCUUCACCUAUGCAGACAGAGAUCAUCAUUACUGGAGUGGGUACUUUACAUCACGACCCUUUUAUAAGCGCCUGGACAGAGUCUUGGAAUCCUACAUAAGGGCAGCUGAAAUUCUCUACUCCUUGGCUUUAGUACAGUCCAGUAAAUCUGAGAAGAUGAGUGUAUUUCCUUCUGUGGAUAACUAUAAAUUGCUGACAGAAGCUAGGAGGAACCUUGGACUCUUCCAGCAUCAUGAUGCUAUUACAGGAACAGCCAAAGAUUGGGUAGUUGUGGAUUAUGGCACCAGGCUUUUCCAUUCAAUAAUGAAUUUGAAGAAAGUAAUAAUUGACUCUGUUCAUAUUCUUAUCCUAAAAGACAAAAGUGCUUAUAGCUAUGACACAGCAACUCCACUCCUGAAGAUGGAUGAUGUUCAGGCUUCUCAAGAUUCUUUGCCACGCAAGACAGUUAUAAAGCUGACAUUGCAACCCAGAUACCUUUUGAUACAUAAUCCAACAGAACAGGAGCGAUUUUCAGUGGUUUCCGUCAAUGUGAAUUCACCCAGAGUCAAAUUAUUGUCUCCUUUGGGAAAACCUGUUACUGUCCAGAUUAGUGCUGUUUGGGAUGGAGCAACUACAGUAUCACAUGAAGCUUAUCAGGUGUCUUUUGUGGCACAUCUGCCACCUCUUGGGAUUGGAGUUUACCAGCUUCUGGAGGAUGAGAGUUCAGAAGCAGUUUUAGCUGACUAUAACAUAUAUGUGAGGAAUAGCAGACAGGAGAAGCCAGAUAGAGUUUUCAAGAUAAAAGAGAUGCAGCAUGCUGUGGAUAAUAUAAUCUUGGAAAAUGCAUACAUGAAGCUGUGGUUUUCUGGAAUGUCUGGAUUACUAGAGAAAAUAAACAGCAAGGAAGAUGGUAAAAAUCAUCAAAUGAAGGUUGAGUUUGCUUGGUAUGGAACUACCAGUAACCGAGAUAAAAGUGGAGCUUAUCUCUUCUUACCAGAUGGAGACGCCAAGCCUUAUAUUUUUACAGACCCACCUACCAUUAGAGUUGCUCAUGGAACAAUUUUCUCAGAAGUUGUUUGUUUUUUUCACCACGUGACACAUACCAUGCGGCUGUAUAAAGUCCAGGGUUUGGAAGGUCAGUCUCUUGAAGUUUCCAAUAUUGUGGACAUAAGAGGGGAAUAUAAUCGUGAACUUGCAAUGAGAAUUUCAUCCGACAUAAACAGUCAAAAUAGAUUCUAUACUGAUCUUAAUGGAUAUCAGAUCCAGCCUAGACUGACGAUGAGCAAGUUGCCUCUUCAAGCAAAUAUCUAUCCUAUGACUACCAUGGCUUAUAUCCAAGAAGUUGGCAUUCGUUUGACACUUCAUUCAGCUCAGUCUCUAGGUGUUGCAAGCUUGAAAAAUGGUCAGCUGGAAGUGAUCAUGGAUCGUCGGCUUAUGCAGGAUGACAACCGUGGCCUUGGACAAGGUGUUCAAGAUAACAAGAUUACAGCUAAUGUCUUCCGACUGCUGUUGGAAAGAAGACAUGGAACAGAUGUGAAUGAAGAGAAGGCACCAGUCAGUUUUCCAUCACUUCUUAGCCAUAUGACUUCUCUCUUCUUAAACCAUCCUGUAAUUCCAAUGACAACAAACGCAGAUUCAGGUGUCCCAGAGUUGAUAAGUACUUUUUCUCCGCUGAUGUCGUCCAUGCCUUGUGACAUGCAUAUAGUCAAUCUGAGGACAAUCCAAGCAAAAGUAGAUACCAAACCGUCUGAUGAAGCUGCUCUGAUUCUUCAUAGAAAGGGAUUUGAUUGUAAAUUUUCAAACAGAGACACGGGUCUGCUCUGUUCUACCACUCAGGGAAAGAUAAAGGUGCAUAAACUCUUUAGCAAAUUCAGAGUGGAAAGUCUUACACCCACAUCUUUAUCUUUGAUGAAUUCACCUCCAGAUGCCAGAAAUAUAAGUGAAAUAAAUAUGAGUUCUAUGGAGAUAAAUACAUUCCGGAUUCGGCUGAGAUGAAAUCCUGCUUUAAUACUCAGAUAAAGAAGAAUUUGCAAUUGUAUCUCCUCUGAGUUUCAUGUGCAAUAAGAGGCACAUUAAUGUUAUUCCAACUUCUGGAUACUGUGAGAAAAAGAUGCAUUCUAUUUUUUUUUUUUUGACCAACAUAAUGAAAAGCCAUGUUGCAAGCAACUUUUUUUUUUUGUUCGGAUAUUUUCCCCCAUAAAAUAGUAUCACCAUCUUCAGUUAAUACAACAAAUGAAGAAAUUUCUAUGAAUGUUAACCUCUCAGCAGAUUUAAUCUCAGGUUAUAUGCUAAUUAAUGAUGUUUCUGGUGUUUUAAUUUUCAUAAACAGGGGAUUAGAUUUUAAACAGCCUUCUUUUCCUGAUUCUUGAUGAAAUUAUGUGCGAAUAAAUCAGUGUAAAAAGUCCUGAUGCAGCUUGGAAAUAAAAUGGAAUAAAAUUUU
Molecule: messenger RNA, 4940 nt
Organism: Pyrgilauda ruficollis (rufous-necked snowfinch)
Lineage: Eukaryota; Metazoa; Chordata; Aves; Passeriformes; Passeridae
Gene: MAN2A1
Product: mannosidase alpha class 2A member 1
Exons: 23
Coding region: 131-4495 (1454 amino acids)
Biological process (GO): protein deglycosylation; mannose metabolic process; N-glycan processing
Cellular component (GO): Golgi membrane
Molecular function (GO): alpha-mannosidase activity; carbohydrate binding
Source: RefSeq, a predicted model, not a curated record